Messenger RNA from Cokeromyces recurvatus, 573 nucleotides. RefSeq lists its product as uncharacterized. The transcript has 2 exons. The record is from RefSeq and is a predicted model, not a curated record. Bases 1 to 573 code for a protein of 190 amino acids. Lineage: Eukaryota; Fungi; Mucoromycota; Mucoromycetes; Mucorales; Mucoraceae.
AUGAGAUCCAAAUAUCUAAUUCAAAUUCUUCAUCUAUGGAAUGCAGUUAUAGCACUGAUAAUCUUUGGACUAUUAGUUGGCGUAUCUUCAUUCAUCAAAUGGUUUAUAAAUCUUGGCUCAUCAAUUGCAGGUUUCGGUGGUUUUACAACAUUUGCUUAUCCAGCAACCUUUGUAUUUAUGUUUAUUCCGACCAUUUCAGCUAUCAUUUAUAGUUUGAUAUUAGUCUUCGAUUCGAGUCCACAGUAUAGAGCUUGGUUGCCAUCCAAAACAAUGCAGGGUACUAUUAUUUUCUUUACAGUCAUUACGUUUUUGUCUGCAUUACUACCAGUAUUACCAAAUAUUGAUAUUAUGACUGACAGAUCAAGUAUUGAAUGUCUUUGGACUAACUAUAUGCAAUGGACAACCAUUUAUAAUAAUCCUAUUGCAUUUCCUUGGGUCACAGGAAUGGAGAAAGCUUGUUCAUUAUUCAAGAUAGCAGAUAUCUUUGCCUGGAUUUUAUGGAUAGGCUGGCUAGCUCAAUCUGUAUUAUAUUUACGUGCUGCUCAUUAUGCAAAGUUUUUCAUUAGACAAUAA